AUGACGCCCCGACGAGAUGCGAGCCAGGCAUCAAUUAGGUUAACACGAAGGGGCGGACCAGAUGGACAUCUAUUGUCGACUUUCAACAAGAAAGAUAACGACAAGACCCCCGAUCCAAUCAAACGCGAACCCGAACCUGUACCUGAACCCGAACGUGAACGUCAACUUUCAACAGAUGCAGAGCCUAUGAGCACCCCUGAUGCAGAAUCAAGUGACUCCGAUACGCCCCAGCGCCCCAGAAGGGAGGAGACACAAGCCUUGGGAGAAAAACUCGCAGCUGCCACUGGGUAUUCCUCACCUGCCUAUACCCUGAAUACUCGCAGCUCCACGAGCAGAAAUACAAGGAACCCUCUGAAGCGGGCCUCGAGUAAUUUUAUGGAUGAUGAAGAUGACCCAUGGUCGCUUACAUCGUCGCAGAAGACCCGGAAGCGAUCUAACCAGGCCACAUUUGCAAAAUCAAAGCCACCAUCUUUCUCUUCUGGGCCCAACUCAAGCGCGCGUUCCCCCGCAACAGCGAGGUCAAAAACCAGCUCUGCGAAAUCAGCCAAGGGCAGUAAAAAGGGAGAUUCCUCGUCCGACUCGGUUUCAGAAUUCAGAGUGCCCUUGCAUAUUGAUGCGCCCAGCCCGAGAAAGCCAAAGAGGGACCCAACACCGCAGUUCAAAAUGCCCCCCGACUUUCAAGCUAGUUCUUUUCCUACAUCGUCGAUUGACAUUCAAGGCCUUUCAUCCGAUUCCGAUCUCACUCCUCUCAGCAGCCCAUCCGCAUCCAUCGCGGAAGAAAUGCGCGAGCACGGCUUCGAGUCCAAAGAUAAAAGAUCACCAUCACCACCACGAAAAGCACUAUGUCCCAUGUGCAAAGACGAAGUGGACCCGGAACUUCUAAAACAGUUCCAGGCCCAGCCAAAGCAGCGCCUUCGAGAACAACAACAAUUCUGUACUUCCCAUAAACGAGAAGCCGCCACGAAAGAGUGGGAGGUACAGGGCUACCCGGAGAUCAAUUGGGAUAUAUUUGAGAAGCGUCUGGUUGGAUAUUACUCCAACCUGGAAAGACUUCUGGAUCUGUCAGGGCAAUCCUAUUAUCGCAAUAUCCUCGAUAGUGCUUACAAGGCCGGGAAAAGCCUUCGUCUUACCAUUGAGGGUGAUGGUAUUGAGACAAUAUCUUGCGGGUACUACGGGACGAAAGGGUCUCAGAAAAUGUUGUUUGCGGUCAUGGAACGCUUCGCUGUCAGACUACGUCGACUAGCUAAUGAGGACUCACUAGUUGCAAAAGUGGGGAUAGCAGGAUAUGCACAAUCUGUUCUUGUACCUGAACUCGCCACCUUGCUAAUCAAGGAAGAUAUGGGUGUUGAUACUAGUGUUGCACGUGAGAUUAUGAGAGAUAGUAUUGAAAUCGGACUGAGACUUAAUCCUCAGGCGGACGAUAUUGUGCAUGUUGAUGAGGAUCUUGAAGAGGUCUCAGAGUAG
Molecule: messenger RNA, 1464 nt
Organism: Penicillium odoratum
Lineage: Eukaryota; Fungi; Ascomycota; Eurotiomycetes; Eurotiales; Aspergillaceae
Product: RTC4 family protein
Exons: 2
Coding region: 1-1464 (487 amino acids)
Source: RefSeq, a predicted model, not a curated record